Drosophila virilis is the source of this 608-nucleotide messenger RNA. RefSeq names its product Niemann-Pick type C-2d (gene Npc2d). Lineage: Eukaryota; Metazoa; Arthropoda; Insecta; Diptera; Drosophilidae. Gene Ontology annotation, biological process: intracellular cholesterol transport. The record is from RefSeq and is a predicted model, not a curated record. Gene Ontology annotation, molecular function: sterol binding.
CUCAAAGCAAGUUAUUAAAAAAUGCAGCCGAACACUUUAAUCUGCCUAAGCCUUUUGCUGUUGGCUUCUUUACUAAACGGCGUCCAGGGCGACGAUAAGAUGCCCGCCACAGAAGUCAAACGCUGCUCGGGCAACAAGCCUUUUCCGUUGGAGGUGCGAGUUAGUGGCUGUGUGGUGCCACCAUGUGAUGUCAUCAAAGGGACUGUUCAGACGUUUGAGAUUGAUUUUGCUGUAGACAAGUAUAUUACUAGUGCUACGACUCUGGUAAGGGCCACUACGCUGGGUAUUAUAACGGUGCCCUAUGAGCUGCCUGAGGAUGUGGCCGCAGUCUGUCCGAAUCUAAUGUAUGGCGCCUACUGUCCACUAUAUCCCACGGAAGAUGUUACCUAUAAAUUUGAGUUCCCAAUUGGUGAAUAUCCCGAAAUUGGUGUCAAAAUUGAGAUCUAUCUGGUGGAUCAGGAUCGCGAUAUAGCCACCUGUUUUGUGUGUGAUAUCAAGGUGAAGAAGGGCUCCGCAGGCUCUCAGGUCUACGAACUGAACUACCUUAACUAAGAAACGACACUAUGUUCAACUCAUUUAUAUAUCGGCAUAUUAUACUGUGAUACAUA